Molecule: messenger RNA, 1923 nt
Organism: Cucurbita pepo subsp. pepo (vegetable marrow)
Lineage: Eukaryota; Viridiplantae; Streptophyta; Magnoliopsida; Cucurbitales; Cucurbitaceae
Source: RefSeq, a predicted model, not a curated record
GCACAGAUUGGACAAGGAACAUACAGUAAUGUGUACAAAGCAAAAGACACGUUGACCGGUAAAGUUGUUGCACUGAAGAAGGUCCGAUUUGACAAUUUAGAGCCAGAGAGUGUAAGAUUUAUGGCUAGAGAGAUUCUCAUUUUGCGGCGCCUAGAUCAUCCUAAUGUUGUAAAGUUAGAGGGUUUGGUUACAUCAAGGAUGUCAUGUAGUUUGUACCUUGUGUUUGAGUAUAUGGAGCAUGAUUUAGCUGGACUUGCUGCAAACCCAUCCAUCAAAUUUACAGAGGCUCAGGUCAAGUGUUUCAUGAAACAACUGCUAUCAGGACUCGAGCAUUGUCACAACCACAGGGUGCUUCAUCGUGAUAUUAAGGGUUCGAAUCUUCUUAUUGAUGGUGAAGGGAUGCUUAAGAUUGCGGACUUUGGACUAGCUACUUUCUUUGAUCCAAAACUCAAGCACCCUUUGACUAAUCGUGUUGUUACAUUAUGGUAUCGAUCUCCGGAGCUUCUACUAGGUGCAACUCAUUAUGGUGUAGGCAUCGACCUUUGGAGUGCAGGUUGUAUUUUGGCAGAGUUAUUAGCUGGGAGGCCCAUAAUGCCUGGCCGUACAGAGGUUGAACAACUGCAUAAGAUAUUCAAGCUGUGUGGCUCACCUUCAGAUGAAUAUUUGAAGAGAGCGAAGUUGCCCAAUGCAGCCUUAUUUAGGCCCAGAGAACCUUAUAAGAGAUGUAUAAGAGAGACCUUUAAAGAUUUCCCACCAUCAUCAUUUUCUCUUAUAGAUACACUUCUUGCAAUUGAUCCCGCUGAGAGAACGACAGCUAGAGAUGCAUUGAAAAGCGAGUUUUUCGUUACAGAACCUUAUGCAUGUGAACCUUCUAGCCUCCCCAAAUAUCCACCUAGUAAGGAGAUGGAUGCUAAAAGACGGGACGAUGAAGCGCGAAGACAAAGAGCAGCAAGUAAACUGCAGAACGAUCAUGUGAAGAAGACACGCCCACGUAACCGUGCUGGUAGGGCCAUUCCUAUUCAAGGAGCCAAUGCAGAACUCCAAUCAAAUAUUGACAGACGACGUUUAAUUACACACGCAAAUGCAAAGAGCAAGAGCGAAAAGUUCCCCCCUCCACAUCAGGACGGGGCACUCGGAUUCACAUUGGGAUACUCACGUCAUAUUGAUCCAGCUGCUGUUCCUUCUGAUGUUGCAUUCAGUUCCACAUCAUUCGGCUAUCCCAACAAGUUCGACGAAACCUGGUCCGGACCAUUGGUCGAGUCUUCCGACAUCGGUGCUCAAAGGCAGAAGUAUCCGGGAGGCGAUGCAAAAGAACGACAAUCAAGCCAAUCUUCAGUUAAAGGGAAAAAGGUAGCAUGAACUUCGCAUCAAGUAAGUUAAGAAUCAUGCACCAGAACCGGUCAAGUUCUUAUAUACUUAGAAAUGCCACGUUCUGACCAACUUUGACAUCAAGCCUGGUGUCUUGCAGCAAGAACAUAACCUGGUUUUCUUUUGUUAUCUGAAAUGGGACAUCCUAAUGUCUCUCUUUCUUCCAUAGAUUCCCCGAAUUUGCUAGAUCUUUCUGCUCGUGCUCGUUCGUUGUUCAUUCGCAGAGUGCUCGAAAAUAAUAUCGACAAAGCUUCUUGGCCAUGGUGAUGCUAUUCAUUGCCCAACAUAAGGUAGAUCAUUGCAUAAGGUGAAAGAGUUCUCUCCAAUGCUACCACUUUGUUAGAUAAUAUUCAAAUCUGACCACUUUCUUGAGAAGUUCCUUGUGAAGUUUCUGCUUUAAACUACACUUUCUGAAUAAAGAUUCUUUAGGAAAGUGGUCAAAUUGUUUGUUUUUUUCUUCUCAUUGUUCUUUAUUUAUUAUUUUUGGAUGAUAAUGACAACUUUUGUGAACCUUUUAUGUUAUCCAAUGAAUAUUUUCAUUCUUGUUGACCAUAA